Messenger RNA from Medioppia subpectinata, 468 nucleotides. The record is from the annotation of a GenBank genome assembly. Lineage: Eukaryota; Metazoa; Arthropoda; Arachnida; Sarcoptiformes; Oppiidae.
AUACUGUGCGGCUCUUCCAAUGGUGUCGUCAAAGUAUACUACGACCCGAACCGGUCGGACAGAGGCGCCAAACUUUGUGUCGUUAAACAUAAACGCAAAUAUAGAGAGAGCUAUGAAAAUAUUGAACAACAGAUCAUUGCGCCACACGCUCUGCCGCUCUUCAAGACUGACCGCAAAAAGUCACACCGACUACAGAUGCUUAAGGCUCGCAAAGAUCCGGUCAAAUCUCGGCGCCCAGAGCUGCCGGUGAACGGUCCCGGAGCCGGCGGUCGUAUAGCUUCUGCCGGCAAUACUUUCGCCUCAUUUAUAGCCAAACAAAUUGGUAUUAAGAAUAAGAUCGACGACAGCAUUGAUCCGCGAGAAGCCAUUCUCAGACACGCCAAAGAAGCGGCUGAGAACCCGUAUUGGGUGUCACCGGCCUAUACGGCCACUCAGCCUAAGCCCGUGUUCGCCGCCGAAACCAAGGAU